This is a messenger RNA of Cornus florida, 1401 nucleotides long. Its product is annotated as DDRGK domain-containing protein 1. The coding region runs from base 189 to 1085 and encodes 298 amino acids. Lineage: Eukaryota; Viridiplantae; Streptophyta; Magnoliopsida; Cornales; Cornaceae. The record is from RefSeq and is a predicted model, not a curated record. The transcript has 10 exons.
UAGAAAAAAAAAAUUCUAUAGGUCCGUACAACCCAUCGUAUUUAGCCUGAAGUCCGUCCAGCCCGAACGCAUCAAUUGCAUUUGCAUCCUAGUACACAAUAAGACUUGGCUGAUUUUCUUCUAAUUUCCGGUGUUGAACUCUCGCAUCUUCCUAAGGAAGACGGUUCAAAGCAUCCAAAGAUCAAAUCAUGGAAGAUAUAAUUGCGGCACUUCUUUGUAUGCUUCUUCUUGUAGCCCUAAUUCCCCUUUAUCUGUGGAAACGGCGUCAGGUUUCUCGAUCCCCCGAUGAACAUGAACAUGAAGAAGCAGCUCAGGUUAGGCAGAGGGACACAGUCGUACGGGCCACUGGUGCUCGUCGGAUGCGAAGAAGACCAGCUUCUGGUGCCAGCACAUCUUCAGCCCCAGUAGUAGAAGAAGUUGUUGAUGGAAGUGAUGACGAAGCUGCUGGAGAUGAGUAUUAUAAUGCUAAAGCAUCAAAGAAGAGAGAAAAGAAACGGCAAGAGCGUGAAGCUCAACGACAGGCUGAAGAAGCAGGACGUGAAUCAAGGCAAACAAAACAAGACCGCUAUUCAGAAAUGCGGCAGAGAAAGGAUGAGGAGCGUGAAGCACAAGAGCGUAAGCUGGAAGAAGAAAUCAAAGCCCAAAAGGCCAAGGAGGAGGAAGUAGCUGCGUUAGAGUUUGAAAAAUGGAAAGGUGCAUUUUCAGUUGAUGCUGAAGGUACCACAGAAAAUGAAGUUCAAGAUGGCAGUCAGGGCAUGCUUUUUGAUUUUGUGGAAUACAUUAAGAAACACAAAUGUGUCCCCUUGGAAGAUCUUGCUGCAGAGUUCAAGUUACGCACUCAGGACUGCAUCAAUCGGAUAACCUCGCUAGAAGAUAUGGGGCGGCUGUCUGGUGUCAUGGAUGAUAGAGGGAAAUACAUAUACAUCUCACAGGAAGAAAUGAAAGCUGUUGCUGACUAUAUAAAACGUCAGGGGAGAGUUAGCAUCUCACACCUAGCUAGUCAGUCCAAUCAGUUCAUAGAUUUGGAGCCAAAAGCCCAGUUUGUCGAGGAAAUCAGCAACACUGAGGAUAUUACUGUUGCUUGACUCAAUGUAGAGAAAUCCCAGUAAAUUAGUUUUUAGUCAGGUGAAAAGUUUUUAACUCUUCAACUUUUUGUAGUUUUUGCUUCGUUGGAUUGAAGAAAGUGUUCCCAAGGCCGCCUGCAUCACUCAUCUUUUGAGCUUGUUCAGCUGAGCCGUGUUUGGUUCACAUGGAUAAAAAUGUCAUGGAAAAGGUUGUACACAGUAGUCAUUGUACUUGGAUUGCCAACUUAGUAGAUGCUGAAUUACUUGGGUAUAGAGGCAGGCAUCAACCUCACUGUUAUAUGAGCUUUCAUCCAAUUGAAUAAGUUUUAUAGUCUUA